Molecule: messenger RNA, 2112 nt
Organism: Oncorhynchus mykiss (rainbow trout)
Lineage: Eukaryota; Metazoa; Chordata; Actinopteri; Salmoniformes; Salmonidae
Source: RefSeq, a predicted model, not a curated record
CAUGCCCUGGCCUUGACUCCAAACUCAAACCAUACCUUAUUGAUUCAAUAUAUGUAGGGAUGGACACCUGUUCUACUCUGCUUCCUUCUCGCUCUCUUUUUUACAGUCUUGAUUAUGUGGGUUUUAUCUGCGCCAAACUUGGUGCAAAACCACGCCCACGAGUAGCCGAGCAAAAGCCGCGCUGAUUGGACAGCUUGUUCUGACGUUCCUCUUCAGGAAGUAAACGCGACAUUUUCGGGUUUGGUAUAUAAGCUGGUAUUAAAAUAAGAAAAGUAACUCCUAGCGACAUCAACAGACUGCAAAGCGUUAUUGAUUUACCUCGCAGCCAGUGGACUGACGAUUGUCGACACUGCUGGACAUAUUUUCAAGCUAUUAGCUAGCAAGUUUACAUUUGCAAGUAGCUAGCUAGCUAGUCGAGUGUGCUGCUGUGUUGAGACGGACAACCAUCAUCAACGGUAUUGCUAACUAACGUUAACCUCAACUAAAGAGCUUUCCCCGUUGUCACGUGCGCUACCGUCGCCGCUCCAAAAUGCCUCGCGAGUGCGCUGUUAAAACGUGCGACAACAAGCAAAAGACUUGGUCGGCUCUAAUGUUUCACCGACUUCCACUGAGUCAUCCGGACCGAUUGAAACUGUGGCUGAUUGCUCUGAACAAAGAUGCUAAUACCGCGACCGAUGACCUCAGAAAGUUACUCGUUUGCUCGGAACAUUUUCUACCGGGGGACUAUUACGAGAAGCUGGGACAGGACAGACACAGCAGGAUGAGAAUCAUGAAAAGUUUCCUGAAGGAUACAGCGGUGCCGUCGGUGGCCGUUCACGCGCCAGGACAACGUGGAAUAAUAUCGGUUGAGACGGGAGACGUACCUCCAGGGACUGACUCCCUGUCUGCUGGAGGGGCAUCUGGUCCCACCCCACAACGUGGAGGGUCAGGUGUUGCUACGACCGGGUUCCUCUCCCACCGGGGUCUGCAGCUGACAGAGCCUGCUUUAACCUCUGGGGCGUACGUGGCUCUGGCUCCCACCUGUUCACUUAGUAAGGACCUCCCCUCUACGACGACAACGGGAGACGCAUGCAGAAGGAAAAAAACAAAGACCAACGUUCCUGUGACGCGCAGGAAGAAAGGUCAAAUGGACGCAGCCGUUAAGAAGACUUCAGUGAAGGACUGUACCAGUAUGAGCUCUGCUGCUGGUUCCACCUCCAACCCCUCCACCUCCAGCCUCUCCACCUCCAACCUCUCCACCUCCAGCCCCUCCACCUCCAGCCCCUCCACCUCCAGCCCCUCCACCUCCAGCCACUCAUCCAACUUUGACAGUAGGGUGUCGUCAGGCGAACCGGACGGAGAACCGGACGGAGGAGGAGUUUGGAGCGAAAGGAAAUGGAUGGUGAACGAGUCGAAGCUCAAGGAGCUUUUCCAGACGUGUCACCAGUGCGGCGCUGCGUUGCGUAAUCGGACCAUAACCGCGUUGGGCUACAGCCAAAUCAAAGUCACCUGGACGUGUCCCGAUGAGCACCGAGGAGAGUGGCAGUCGUGUCCCGAUGCGUUCGGUAUCGGUCACUACCUGCAGACGGUGGGUUACAGAGUGUUGCUGGACUCCAUGAAUAGUCCGUUUGUAAGUCACGACUAAGUAUCUACUACAGUGUGUGUGUUAUCUAGCGAAUACCUGGGUCGUAGUAGCCUCCUGUUACCAGACUGAUGACCUACUGCCAGACUGAUGACCUACUGCCAGACGGAUGACCUACUGCCAGACUGAUGACCAACUGCCAGACUGAUGACCAACUGCCAGACUGAUGACCUGCUGCCAGACUGAUGACCUGCUGCCAGACUGAUGACCUGCUGCCAGACUGACGGCCUGCUGCCAGACUGACGGCCUGCUGCCAGACUGACGGCCUGCUGCCAGACUGACGGCCUGCUGCCAGACUGACGGACUGCUGCCAGACUGACGGCCUGCUGCCAGACUGCGGAGCAAAACACAAUAGAAACUUACAGGACUUCACUAUGGCUGUACUGGGUUGAGGGGUACCUCUCUAUGGAUGUACUGGGUUCACGCCCAAUUUUUCAGUUUUUGAUUUGUUAAAAAAGUUUGAAAUAUCCAAUAAAUGUCGUUCCACUUGA